CCCAAAUAGUAAGUUUUGUGUUGGGCUUCUUUAUUCUAGCGACUGUAGUAUUGGAUCAUAUGUUUCAUUUGAGUGCCAUAAUGUCUUAUGCUUGUCUUGCUAUAAUGAUCAUCCUUCUUAUGGCUCCUUUGGCUAUUCUUAUUAAGAUGACAUUUUUCCAAAAGAGAACUAGCAAAUCAGAGAUACUUGACCAACCAAUUGGGUCGUUGGACAGUUCAAUUGAAGAAGGUAAUGUAGACAAAUUAGAACCACUGUUGGAGCCAUCUCCUUCAACAACAGACUUAGGAAGCUUUCACAAGAGCAAUGAUGUGUCAGAGAUUGCUAUUCUUCUUGCAGAAGGUGAGGGUGUAGUUAAGAAGAAAAUAAGCCCCAAAAGAAGGGAAGAUUUCAAAUUUAGAGAAGGUGUAAUCAAGGCAGAUUUUUGGCUUCUUUUCUUUGUUUAUUUUGUUAGAGUUGGCUCUGGGGUAAUAGUUCUUAAUGAUCUAGCUCAAAUAGGGGUUGCAUAAGACAUUCAUGACAUAACAAUCUUGUUGUCUAUCUUUAGUUUUUGUAAUUUUGUCAGUCAACUUGGUAGAGGAAUUGUUUCUAAACAUUUUGUUAGGUCAAUACAGUCUAAGCAAAUACAUGCAUUAUUGAUGCAUCAUCAGUAUAUUAGCCCUUCUUGCAUGUCCUUAGCUUCAAUGGCAAAACUUAUAGCACAUUGCGACAAUGUCUAUUUUUUCAUUCUCCUUUA
Molecule: messenger RNA, 733 nt
Organism: Mangifera indica (mango)
Lineage: Eukaryota; Viridiplantae; Streptophyta; Magnoliopsida; Sapindales; Anacardiaceae
Exons: 1
Coding region: 60-506 (148 amino acids)
Cellular component (GO): membrane
Source: RefSeq, a predicted model, not a curated record